AUGAAUUCUUUCAAUGAAUACUCAAAUUUAAUGUACGAGGAUAUUAGUGAUGCCGAGGACAUUUGUAUUGGCGAUGGACAUAAUUGCAUGUCAGAAGACAUCGGUGAUGUCGAGGACGUGGAUUUAGUGGAUGAAAAGUGUAGUGAAAACGGUAAUAAUGAUGUAGAUCACAAGGAUGACUCCAGCUAUGAUGGAGAUGACGAAUAUUCCUCCGGCAACGAAACGGAAUCUGACGAAAAUGAAGAGUCCGAGGAUGAAGACUUCCAAGAUAAACACUCCAAAGAUGAAGACUCCAAAGAUAAACACUCCAGAGAUGAAGAGUCCGAAGAUGAAUAUUCCGAUGAUGAUGACUCAGAAGAUGACCAUAAUGAUAUAACAACACAAACUAUCAGCAAAGCUAGAAAAAUGAAUUCUUUCAACGAAUACUCAAAUUUAAUGUACGAGGAUAUUAGUGAUGCCGAGGACAUUUGUAUUGGCGAUGGACAUAAUUGCAUGUCAGAAGACAUCGGUGAUGUCGAGGACGUGGAUUUAGUAGAUGAAAAGUGUAGUGAAAACGGUAAUAAUGAUGUAGAUCACAAGGAUGACUCCAGCUAUGACGGAGAUGACGAAUAUUCCUCCGGUAACGGAACAGAAUCUGACGAAGAUGAAGAGUCCGAGGAUGAAGACUUCAAAGAUAAACACUCCAAAGAUGAAGACUUCAACGAUAAACACUCCAAAGAUGAAUAUUCCGAUGAUGAUGACUCAGAAAAUGACCAAAAUGAUAUAACAACACAAACUAUCAGCAAAGCUAGAAAAAUGAAUUCUUUCAACGAAUACUCAAAUUUAAUGUACGAGGAUAUAAGCGAUGCCGAGGACAUUGGUAUUGGCGAUGGACAUAAUUACAUGUCAGAAGACAUCAGUGAUGCCGAGGACGUGGAUUUAGUAGAUGAAAAGUGUAGUGAAAAUGGUAAUAAUGAUGUAGAUCACAAGGAUGACUCCAGCUAUGAUGGAGAUGACGAAUAUUCCUCCGGCAACGAAACGGAAUCUGACGAAGAUGAAGAGUCCAAAGAUGAAGACUCCAAAGAUAAACACUCCAAAGAUGAAGAGUCCGAAGAUGAAUAUUCCGAUGAUGAUGACUCAGAAGAUGACCAUAAUGAUAGUGAUUUUCUACACUUUUAUUAUGAAGAACAAGGAACGUGCAGCCAAUAUUAUGAAAAGACGUACAAUCCGAUGGAAUGCGGAUAUAAAAGAUAUGAAGCAAAACGUUUGCGUUUGUGGUAG
This is a messenger RNA of Nicrophorus vespilloides, 1260 nucleotides long. Its product is annotated as protein starmaker-like. The record is from RefSeq and is a predicted model, not a curated record. Bases 1 to 1260 code for a protein of 419 amino acids. The transcript is spliced from 3 exons. Lineage: Eukaryota; Metazoa; Arthropoda; Insecta; Coleoptera; Silphidae.